AUGCCAGCUCGAAAAUCGGCAGCUUCGAAAAGGGCGACCCCUGCCUCCAAAAAAUCACACAAACGCCAAUUGUCACAAGUCACACCCUCGAUCUCGCCGGGAAGCAGGGUAUCGAAGAGAUUGAAGGAGUCUGCCGAGAAGGAUCAACGUCGCGGCAAGACCACCCCCACGAAGAGCAAGUACUUUCAAGAGCCCGACAGCGAGGAUGAGGAUGUCGAUAUCAAGGAGGAUGAGAGCGAAGAGUCGGGAUAUGAAGACCAAGAGGCAUCGGAAACAGAUCAACCCUCGACCGAGGAGCCUGACACAGAAGACGAUUACGAGUCUGACGAGGAGCACAAAAGGAGAAAGCCGAAAAAGAAGACCGUCAAGUCUGGGGGUGGGCUCACUGGCGGCAUCCAGGCUGUGGCUAAUGCCGUGCUAGAAAAAGGCAAGGAGCUCUGGAGACCUGGAGUGAAGACGGGUCUGGGUCCAGGCAAGCAGGUCUUCAUUGAGAAACCGAAACCCAGGGGUGAUGGGGGGAUCAAGUAUGCUGCUGAGAAGAUCCAUCCGAAUACCAUGGCUUUCUUGAAAGAUUUGAAGGAGAAUAAUGACAGAGAAUGGCUGAAGAUGCACGACGUUGAUUAUAGGGCCUCCUGGAAAGACUGGGAAGGAUUUGUAGAAGCAUUGACCGAGAGACUCACAGAGAUUGACGAAACAAUCCCAGAGUUACCGCCAAAGGAUGUGGUCUUCAGGAUCUACCGCGACAUUCGAUUCUCUUCUGACCCGACUCCUUACAAACCUCAUUUCUCUGCAGCAUGGUCUCGGACUGGUCGUAAAGGACCUUAUGCGUGCUAUUAUGUGCAUAUUGAGCCUGGAGGCAAAAGCAUCGUUGGUUCUGGGCUGUGGAUGCCGGAGUCCCAGCCCUUGGCCCUCCUGAGAGCGAACAUCGAUCGCAAGCCGGAGAAACUGAGAAGAGUCCUCACAGAGCCUCAGUUGCGGAAGCAGAUCUUGGGCGUCGCGUCGAACGACGAGAAGAAGGCGGUCAAGGCAUUUGCUGAUCAUAACAAGGAAAAUGCGCUGAAAACGAAACCGAAGGGCUACGACGCAGACAACCCGAAUAUCGAUCUCCUUCGGCUGCGCUGUUUCACUCUUGGAAAGCGAAUUCCCGACGAAAAGGUGGUCGGGGAGCAGGGACUUCAGACCAUUCUCGAGUUAAUUCGUCCCAUGGUUCCCUUUGUCACAUACCUCAAUAGUGUCGUGAUGCCAGAUGAUGACGAUUCUAGUAGCGAUGAGGCAACCGGCUGA
Messenger RNA from Fonsecaea pedrosoi CBS 271.37, 1284 nucleotides. RefSeq lists its product as uncharacterized. The coding region runs from base 1 to 1284 and encodes 427 amino acids. The record is from RefSeq and is a predicted model, not a curated record. NCBI's taxonomy places the organism in Eukaryota, Fungi, Ascomycota, Eurotiomycetes, Chaetothyriales, Herpotrichiellaceae. The transcript has 8 exons.